AGUGACUUCUCUUACUUGUAGCACGCCUUUUGUGGACCACCCGCGGGCUAAAGGCAGAGCAUGAAGGAGCAGCAGGAAAGAAUUGUUAAAAUGUGGAGCAGGCCACGUGUGGGAACCAUGACCAUGUUGUUUUUGGAUUAAUUUGGCUGCUGCUGCCUGGUUUCCUUUGGUUUCUUGGAAUGGUGUUUGUUUGUUUGUUUGCUUGUUUGCUUUUUGUAGGCAUGGAAACGCAGUUCUGUCCCUCCCACCCCCCUCCUGCCACAAACUUUGAUGUGUAAGAGCAGCAACACCACUGUUUCUAGCUAUCCGCCAGCCAUUCUAAGAUUCUAUCGUGGCAGUGGGCGCUUUUCUGGCCCUACCUUCUGUGUUUGACCCUAAGCAGGUUCAACUGCGUGGCAAAAAAAUGACAAUAAGAUGACCCCUGCGUCGAGUGCUCCAAAAUGACAAGGUUUAACGCUGCAAACGCCAGCCAACUGCCAAAAGGAACCAACAAUUGAAAUGUUUGUGGGUUGGUAGCUUGUGAUUUUUUUCUGCCGCAGCUUUUCCGAACUGCUCGAAUUUUUGAUGAAUUUCUUAUACUUGCUGGAAUCUCCUGCGCAUGGCCCCUGGCCCUACCGUGCUCGGAUUCGAUCAGGAAAGACGUCACUACUCGAACCACUUUCCGAGACCAUCGCCAUGAGCGGCCUGCGAGCGCCGCCCGGCUCCGGCUCCGGCGGCUCGAGGAGCUCUAGCCGUGGGCGCAUGGGCCAGACCACAGCGGCCACCGUGGGUCGGGCCAUGGUGGGAGCCAAGAGAGGGGAGCUUCCCCUCCGCAGAGCGGGGAAUCCAAAUGACCGCUUGGAAGAGCUGCUAGGGAAGGCCAUGCCAAGCAAACCCAAGUUGAACGGCUACUUUGUCACUCAGACCACGAACCAUGGGCUAGACUUUGAUGAGGAGGCCAAGAAGCUCUGGGCACGGCUGAACUUGGACCCUUCAGUCAUCUCGAGUGGGCCAUACAAUGCUAUGGAUGCCCUCUGGCAGCAUCCCGAGUCGCGGGCAGUCUUCUAUGUUGGCAAUCAAACCGCAGCUUCAAACCUGGCAUUGCUUCGUCAAAACGGUGUGACGCAUGUCGUGAACUGUACUGACAACAUGCCCAACUACCACGAGAACACGUCGGGCAGUUUGAUCAAGUACUACAGAUUCGACAUCUCCCGCUUCCACCGGCUGGUCAGAUCGGAUGCUGAUGCUGCACGCUUUGUUCAGCCAAUGCUGGAAUGGGUCGGUGCUGCUUUGGCCAGCGGGGAGAACGUCAUGGUUCAUUGUUUAGCCGGUGCACAUCGUGCCGGAACCACUGGCUGCAUUUGCUUGAUGCACUUUGCAGGGCUUAGCGCCAAAGAAGCAGUUCCAGCUGCAAAGCGCUGUCGUCCAAUCAUAGAUCCCAUCGGUGAUUUUCCAGAACUCCUAGCUAAGUUGGAGCGCAGCUGGAGAAGAAAGUCUGAACCUGCUAUUUUUGGUGCUUGACGGCUGCGGUUUGCUUUGCUUCGGGCACACUGCAUGCGGGCUCCGCAUGCGUGGCAUGUUGUUACUUUUUUGGUUGGG
Molecule: messenger RNA, 1578 nt
Organism: Durusdinium trenchii
Lineage: Eukaryota; Dinophyceae; Suessiales; Symbiodiniaceae
Source: the annotation of a GenBank genome assembly